Molecule: messenger RNA, 2688 nt
Organism: Cajanus cajan (pigeon pea)
Lineage: Eukaryota; Viridiplantae; Streptophyta; Magnoliopsida; Fabales; Fabaceae
Product: Tetratricopeptide repeat (TPR)-like superfamily protein
Biological process (GO): RNA processing
Molecular function (GO): protein binding
Source: RefSeq, a predicted model, not a curated record
CGGUCACACUGAUAUUUUUCUCCCUCUUCUCACGCAUUUUGCUUUUCCCCCUAUAUAUACCCCACCCUUUCCCACUUGCAACUUUUGAUAUAGAAACUGAAGCCGCAACAACCCUUGCGCUUCGCCUCCGCCACACUCGUCGGAAAACACUCACCUCACCGGCGUAUCGUCGCCAAAUAAAUAAUAUAAUAAAACCCGCGUCGUCACAGCGGGUUGGACGUUGGAGUGAACUAAAAGGAAGAGAGGGCUAUAAGUGGAUCCAUAUUUUUCGAAUUUCAUAUUACGACGUCGUUAUGGGACUGAAGGUUAUGCAAUUGUCGCAGCCUGUUCUUCCUCAUUCUCCCUCCUCCUCGCAAACCCUAGCAUCGGCAAUCUCUUCCCCUUCGUCGCGCACCCUAGUGUGCAGGUUCGUGCACCGCUCCAGUUUGUUUCCCUCCACGCGCUUUCUUCGCAGGUCCAAGUCCUUUGAUCACCACGCGCUCUCCACGCGCGGGGGGAGGGGUAUACGCAGGGCGUGCAGCGCCAGCUUGGAGCCUUUUUCUGAUGAGGAGUUCGCCAAGAAGAUUGAGGAUUUGGCGCUCAAGUUUCAGCUCUCUGAUUCCAAUGCCAACGAUUCGGAUUCCGACGCCGAGGACUUUGAGCCGCCUGAGAUUAUUCCGGCCAAUAUUGAACGGAAGGCGAACAGCGUAGAGCUUCCGUUUUCGCUGAGGAUCAUAAAGAAGAAGCUGCAGUGGAAGGAGGGGUUCAGAGAGGCAGGGGAAUCCGCCUAUUGCUCUGUCAAGAAAGCCUUCUCUUCCAUGGUUUUCAUCAUAAGGGAACUCCAUAGCUUCACUCUGCAAAUGAGGGAGGUUCUUUUCUACGAGGAUCUGCAAGGGAUUCUCGAAAGGGUGCAGAACGAAAUGCACGCCUCCUUCGUCUGGCUCUUUCAGCAAGUUUUCUCUCACACGCCAACUCUAAUGGUGUAUGUUAUGAUUUUGCUCGCCAAUUUUACAGUUCACUCAAUGGGGCACGCCGCCGCCAUCGCCGCCGUGUCACCGCCUUUGGCGGGGACCUCCGUCUCCGCGGAGUCUCAAGACCAGAAGGGUCACACUCACACUCACAACAUUGACUCCUCCGCCGUGAAGACUUUCUCUGUUUCGAAAGGGAAAAACACCGCCGCCGUCGGCGGCGGAAAUGGCGGCGGGGGAAAGUUCCGACCGGUGUCGAGCGGGACCGACGGGGAUGGCCGGUUUGACCGGUCGGACUGGUCGCCACAUGGGACGGUUUUCUCCGACAUGGGUACCUCGUCACAGGUUUGUAAAACAGGGGAUAACACAGAGUCGGUGUUGGGGCAGGAAGAAGAAGAGGCGAAGCUGUGGGAUUCGAUGGUUGAAGAAGCUUCGAAAAUGGAGGUGGGUUUGGAUCGUGAUGCCAUGAAACGGUUCGUUUCGCCGGUGACGGCGAGGAUCGAAUCCGAUGAUUAUGCAGAGUUUCUCAGAACAGAGCUUGUGUAUCAAACGGGGUUGUCUAAGGACCCUAACAACACUCUUCUCCUUGCCAACUAUGCUCAGUUUCUCUACCUCGUUGCACACGAUUAUGACAGAGCGGAAGAGUACUUCAAAAGGGCGAUAGAGGUGGAGCCACCAGACGCGGAGGCAUAUAAUAAAUACGCCACCUUUUUAUGGAAAGUGAAGAACGAUUUGUGGGCUGCAGAGGAGACUUACCUGGAGGCCAUUUCAGCUGAACCUGAUAACUCCUUCUACGCUGCUAACUAUGCUCAUUUUCUAUGGAACACUGGUGGUGAAGACACGUGCUUCCCUCUCUCCUCCCCUGAUAACUCCCAAGAAGUUUAAGUUUAAUCAACAAAAACAAAAUCAAAUUGCAGAAAGAUAUAGAGAAGAAAAGCAAAAUAAAAAAAGAGAAAAUUUUGUAGCUUAUAUCUUUUUCUUUUUCAUGUUACAUUUUUUCAUUGGGGUGGGUGAGGUGAAGAGCCACGAAGGAAAUGGGUUAUAAUCAUAUUGUAUCACUCUUGUAAAUUGUACAUAACUUUACGAUAUGGCUCUUUCUUAGUUUGAUGGGCACUCUUGCAUGUUAAUCUUGGAAUGAGUCAUGAAUUAGUUUGCACAGUUAUAAUUAUAAUAACUAUGUGGAUGCGAAGAAUGGUUAUUGCUUGGUACGUUGGCAUCAAACGGCUAUGCGUUUCACUUGGAGUGUGAAUGGGGAAAUGGAUCAGUGACUUUGAGUCAUGAGUCAUCAAGGCAGUUUCAAGAAGGAGGAUUUGCUUUUGCACAUAUUAUCUUUCUUAUCUUUCUCGUUUUUAUUUUGGAUAGUAGUGUCACAUGGUAAAUGUAAUUAAUCUUUCUUUUUUAGUCAAUAUGAUGCCUUUUUUGGUUUAUGAAAAAUUUAAAAUGCUUUAUGAAUUGGCGACGAGGUGCUCAUUAUUCACGUGGGAUAUUAGGAUUAAAAUAUUUUGUUCUGUUUACUUUAUUAUUGAAAUGAUCUCAUUUGCUUAUGUAAGCAGUUUUGUUGGAUUCUCGACAAUGAUCUGUGGUUGAGGUCUUUCUGAUCAGAGAAUCAUCAAUGAUGAAGUGAAAGAAAGCAUAUGGUGGGUGAAAUCAAUGAAUGGCUGGAAACGAAAGGAAGGGAUAUUUUGAAGGUUCAGAAAAGCAUUGAUAUAUUUCUGUGAUUUCCUUUUUCAUCUUCCAAUUA